UUGGCACCUGAUCUUUAGUGAUGGACCCAGAAGAAACCACACUUUAUUUGGAUUAUCCCUAUGCGACCAGCCCAAAUCCUGAUGUUGAGGAGACCCUCCUCUAUGUUUAUUAUAAAUCUGUCUUCCUCUCCAUCUUUUACACAGCUGUGUUCCUGAUCGGAGUGUCAGGGAACCUGAUUCUCAUGAGUGCGUUGCAUUUCAAACAGGGCAAUAGAAGACUGAUCGACAUCUUUAUCAUCAACCUGGCUGCCUCUGACUUCAUUUUCCUCAUCACUUUGCCUCUCUGGGUGGAUAAAGAAGCAUCUUUUGGCCAGUGGAGGACAGGCUCCUUCCUAUGCAAAGGCAGCUCCUACAUGAUCUCCGUCAACAUGCACUGCAGUGUCUUCUUGCUCGCCUGCAUGAGUGUUGACCGCUACCUAGCCAUCAUGUGUCCAGGUCUAUCCAAGAAAUUCAGAAAGAGAGAAUUUGCGUAUAGAGUCUGUGCCAGCGUCUGGUUUAUCUCCUGCCUCCUGGGAUUGCCUACUCUUCUGUCCCGGGAGCUCACCUUUCUGGAUGAUAAGCCAUAUUGUGCAGAAAAGAGGGCUACGCCAACUAAACUGACUUGGGCCCUCGUGGCCUUAAUUGUCACCUUUUUUGCCCCGUUGGUGAGCAUUGUGACCAGCUACUGUUGCAUCACAAAGAAGCUGUGCACCCAUUACCAGCAGUCAGGAAAACAAAACAAAAAACUGAGAAAAUCCAUAAAGAUCAUCUUCAUUGUUGUGGCAGCCUUUGUCUUCUCCUGGCUACCCUUCAAUAUUUUCAAGCUCCUGGCCAUUGUCGCUGGGUUGCAGCAAGAGCUCAACUUGUCCCCAGCUUUUCUCCAGCUGGGCAUGGAGGUGAGUGGGCCGUUAGCAUUUUCCAACAGCUGUGUCAACCCUAUUAUUUACUAUAUCUUUGACAGCUACAUCCGCAGGGCCAUUGUGCACUACUUGUGCCCUUGUCUAAAGAACUCUGACUUUGGGAUCAGUACCGAGACAUCAGACAGUCACCUCAUUAAGGUUCUCUCCAACUUUGUUCAUGAGGAGGAUUUUGUCAGAAGGAGGAAGAGGUCUGUGUCUCUCUAAAAGGCACAGUGACAUUUCAAACUCUG
Molecule: messenger RNA, 1129 nt
Organism: Talpa occidentalis (Iberian mole)
Lineage: Eukaryota; Metazoa; Chordata; Mammalia; Eulipotyphla; Talpidae
Gene: GPR15
Product: G protein-coupled receptor 15
Exons: 1
Coding region: 21-1103 (360 amino acids)
Biological process (GO): immune response; G protein-coupled receptor signaling pathway
Cellular component (GO): membrane
Molecular function (GO): G protein-coupled receptor activity
Source: RefSeq, a predicted model, not a curated record